CGAUGAGAUGAAGCUAUUUACGAAGUUUCAGGCGGAUGCUAAUAAUUUGAUAAAAAGGGGUUUGUACCACGGACCUAUUACACUCAUGGUAGAGUAUAAGGUUUCACCAAUGUUGUGUGUUUGUAGGGACUAUCUUGGUAAUAUUAUAUGCUAGAUGCAUUAGGGAUAAGGAUUGCUAUCUAAUCAGAGUUCUCACUAGUAAUAAUUAUUUAUGAUGAGUUUCUUUGAAUGCAGAACAAUAGAGAAUAAAGUUGCAACCAGAGGAUCCUGUAAAAUUUCGACAAAUUUCAUUUCUUUUAUUGUAUAACACACUGUUUCUAUUUUGUUUUUCCUGCUGCUCAUCUUUACCACAGAUGAAAGGACUCAACUUCCCCGGGUCACACGAUCCUCACUUCUGUCAAUUUGUCAUAGAUCGCAGUCGCCAUUUGUUAAAACCGGUGAGGAAUCGUUACAUCAAUUUGACCGGAUCGCAGGACGGCUCGGUACAGAUGUGGGAGUGGGGUCAUAGCCAGGCGGUGACUAUCCCGCGGCCUGGUGGUACCUUCGCCAAGGUGACGAGGGUGAGGUUUUCUCAACAUGGCAAUAAAUUUGGAGUCGCGGACGGUGAUGGAAAUCUGAGUCUCUUCCAAACGUGUCAAUGCCAUAACAAAGUCACUAGUGAUUUUGUUUUCCUUGGAUCUUGUAGUAUGGUCGCGACCGCAGGCCAUAGUUCCGAAAGCAAAAAUGUUGCUCUUUGGGACACCCUACUUCCACAGAAAAAAUCUCUCAUUGUUGCUUUCACAUGCCACGAUCAAGGGGCAUCAUCGCUUGUAUUUGCUCCUCAGCAUCAACUGCUUAUAUCCGCUGGUAAGAAAGGAGAUGUGUGUAUUAUCGACGUCCGAAGUCGAGCGAUGAGGCAGAGAUUUGCAGCUCAUGAUUCAGCAGUUAAGUGCCUUGCUGUUUGGAGCCUAACUCUUCAUCAAGUUCUGUACAACUUCCCCGGAGAGCAUGCUAAAUCCAGCUUCUUCAAACCUAUCGGUCAAGGAGUUACACAGUUAUAUCUAGAUGGAGCUGCAAGGUUAUUUUCCUGUGGUGCUGACGGAAGUAUGAAAUUCCGUCAGUUGCCGGAAGAAAGAGAUUAUCACACUUAA
Nezara viridula (southern green stink bug) is the source of this 1130-nucleotide messenger RNA. The record is from the annotation of a GenBank genome assembly. Lineage: Eukaryota; Metazoa; Arthropoda; Insecta; Hemiptera; Pentatomidae.